Messenger RNA from Nymphaea colorata (pocket water lily), 3063 nucleotides. RefSeq lists its product as uncharacterized. The record is from RefSeq and is a predicted model, not a curated record. The coding region runs from base 243 to 2717 and encodes 824 amino acids. Lineage: Eukaryota; Viridiplantae; Streptophyta; Magnoliopsida; Nymphaeales; Nymphaeaceae. The transcript is spliced from 12 exons.
CGCAGUCGCUGGUUUCAUUUCCCCCUUGACUCCCCUGUCUUUUUCCCUUUUCGUUGUGCGCAGUCGCGGAGGAACGAGAUUGAACACGAGGAGAAUCCGAGAGACGAGGCGGCAAGGUUCUUGAUGCAACAAGAAAUGUAAUUUUGUUUGCGUGAACACUUAUCAAAUGCUCCUUUUGUUGAAAGUGGAACUUAGUGAUUCUUGUUUUUUUGGGAGUUGGUGUAUUAUAGAGUCCAAGAACCAUGAGUGGUCCUCCAAAAAGAUCACAUGAUGAAGCCGCAUUUACCAUGAAACGACCUCUUGAAGAUGCUACUGCGUUUUCAAAUCCAAGUGGAAAAUCAACUCAAUCUGUUAUAAAUGACUAUCAUCCACCUUUUGAAUCUGGCUUAGAUGGGCGAUUGGCAAAAGGCUCACGGUCUGAAUCCCGUGAUGUUGAUAAAAGAUAUGGUGUUGGUGUUCUUCCACUUUAUCGAGUUUCUUCAUCUAAUGAUCCUGCACUUGAAACAAGUGCGGAUGCUAGGUCAGAUACAAGGGAAUUGAAGGACAACAGAGAUUCAAGAUCUGAAGUUAGAGAGGCAAAGGUAGAUGCUAGGGAGCUAUAUGGAGAUUCACGGUUAGAUUCUCAAUUGUUGAAAGCUGACAAAGACACAAGGUUAGAAAGUAGAGGAGAUGACAAAGAUCUCAAAGCUGAGAGAGAGACCAUAACAAAUUUUAAAUAUGAAAGUAAAAUGGAAAAGGAUGCAUAUGUAGGAGGAGCGACACACUUGAGCUGGAAAGACCCUAAAGAUCAUCAUCGAAAGCGAUACCAGGAUCCAUCAUUUGAUAGUUAUGAACCUUGGCGAGUUUCGCGGAGUAUGUUGCAUGGAUCUGAUGAGAUAACUAAAAGUAACAUACCAAGUGAAGACAAGGAGUACUUUGAAACUCGAGAGGCUGUUGGGGAGAACAAGGUUGAGUGGAAGAGUGAAGAGAAAUUCAGGGAUAAGGAGCGAAAAAGGAAAGAUGAGAAAUCUAGGGAUUGGAUAGAGAGAGAAAAGGAGAAGAGCGAUCGCCGUAAAGAUCCUCAGCAUGCUAUCGGCAACAAUGAGCGUAGAGAAUCUGCAAGAGUUGAAAGAGAGCUUGACAGAUCAGAAAAGGAAAGCAUGGAUGGUGGAAAAGACAAGGAAAGGCUAAAAGAUAGGGAAAAGGAGCAUGUAAAGAGAGAAAUGCAGGAUACCAAUGAAAAAGAGUGUGUGCAGGGUGACAAGGAACACAUAGAGGGAACUACUAAGGGGAAUGAACCAGAAACUGCAGCUUUUGAUCCAAAGCGAACAAAAGAAUUUGAAGCAUGGAAAGCCGGUGAAAGAGAUUCCAAAGAUAGGAAACGAGAAAGAGAUCAAGAUAAUGAAGGAGAUAGACAAGAAAAGCGUGGCAGGUCCUAUGAAAAGGAUGCUGAUGAUGGAUUUGCAGGGGAUGGGUCAACAGAGAGGGAGAGGGAAGGAUUUAAUUAUGGAGUUCAACAACGUAGAAGAAUGCUUCGACCAAGGGGGACUCUUCAAUCAGCAAGUAGGGAAUCUCGGCGCUCUCGUCAAAGAGAUAACGAAGGGUCUCAAGGAAAACCUGAGUUAUCAACUGUAGUAUACAAGGUUGGUGAAUGCAUGCAAGAGCUUGUAAAAUUGUGGAAGGAAUUUGAAGGAUCUCAAAGUGGCAAAACUGAAGUGUCUCAGAAUGGAAAAAAUGAAGAUGGUGGUCACAGUGAAGGUCCAACUCUGGAGAUCAGAAUACCAACUGAAUAUGUGACCGCCACAAACCGUCAGGUUAGAGGUGGCCAGUUAUGGGGAACAGAUGUGUAUACUGAUGAUUCAGAUCUAGUUGCAGUUCUCAUGCAUACUGGCUACUGUCGUCCAACGGCCUCCUCCCCACCAUCAGCUAUCCAGGAAUUUCGUGCACAUAUCAGAGUGCUUCCACCACAGGAAUGUUACAUUUCAACAUUGAGAAACAAUGUUCGCUCUCGUGCUUGGGGUGCUGCUACUGGUUGUAGUUAUCGUGUUGAACGAUGCUGCAUUGUGAAGAAAGGUGGUGGCAGCAUUGAUCUAGAACCUUGUCUUACACACACUUCAGCCGUGGAGCCAACUUUAGCACCAGUUUCCACUGAGCGUACCAUAACAACUAGAUCUGCUGCAUCCAAUGCAUUUCGCCUUCAAAGACUCGUGCGUGAAGUUACAAUACAGUAUAACCUAUGCAAUGAGCCGUGGGUUAAAUACAGCUUAGGUACAGUUGCAGAUAAGGGUCUGAAAAAACCACUUUUCACAUCUGCUAGGUUGAAGAAGGGCGAAGUGUUGUACGUUGAAACACAUUCAAACAGGUAUGAGCUCUGCUACAAUGGGGAAAAACCUGUUGGCAGUGUAACUAUAAAUUCCAAUACACAAGAAAAAGGCUCUGCUGAACCUGAGAAGCAUACAAAUAAUCAAUCUCAUGCUCAAAACGGGGAUCGCCAUCCUGCCCGGAUAUGUAAUGGUGGUGAAAGAGAGCCUCUUGUGGAUGUUUUUAGAUGGUCACGUUGCAAGCAGCCUCUUCCACAAAAGGUCGUGCGCUCCUUUGGCAUACCUUUGCCCAUUGAACAUCUAGAGGUUUUGGAGGAGAAUCUUGACUGGGAAGAUGUGCAGUGGUCACAGACUGGAGUUUGGAUUGCUGGGAAAGAAUAUGUGCUUGCUCGUGUGCAUUUUCUUUCCCCGAAUUAGCUCUCAGGUCUGUAAUAUGUAUUUCUUUAUCUCCGACUUGUGAAUCUUGUUAGAAAUGCCAAUGUUGUAAUACACGAAGGGAAAUGAUGUUCAUGAGUUACCAUUAUCUCAUUUGUAAAUGGUUGACUGGCAAGUAUGCAGAGAUUCAGAAGGUAAGCACAACAUGCAUGCAGAUACUCAGAAGGUAAGCACAACAUGCAUGUAUUCUUGCAUAUUUAAUGGCCAGUUAACUGCUAGUACUUGAAGAUCGUGUGUAGACUGCGAAAAACGCUGAAGCAAGUUGGCGUUACUGCCCUGCUGCUGCCUGUCAAAGAUGAAUGAAGUGCCAAUGCAGCUAUUUUUUUGA